Anolis carolinensis (green anole) is the source of this 4160-nucleotide messenger RNA. It is a transcript of the gene ofd1, whose product is annotated as OFD1 centriole and centriolar satellite protein. The transcript is spliced from 23 exons. Gene Ontology annotation, molecular function: protein binding. Gene Ontology annotation, cellular component: centrosome; ciliary basal body. Gene Ontology annotation, biological process: epithelial cilium movement involved in determination of left/right asymmetry. Lineage: Eukaryota; Metazoa; Chordata; Lepidosauria; Squamata; Anolidae. Bases 254 to 3313 code for a protein of 1019 amino acids. The record is from RefSeq and is a predicted model, not a curated record.
GGCCUUGGGAUCUGCGCGUGCGCAGUCGCGCCCCGUCAGUUGGCGGGGCAAGCCGCGCGUCUGUUGAGCCUCGUCGCCUCAGUUGAUAUCCUUCUCCUUCGCGGAGCCUAUCAGUGUAUGUGCCAUUGAAGGCGCACUUGGGGUUCAUCGUCAGUCCUCAUAAGUAGGGAAUGUUAGCCUAUUUUUCCAAGACUGAACUGUAAAGAGGAUCAAAGGACCAAACAGGCAUACUUUGAAAGGAAAAAAGAUCCUGAUGUUUGCAAAUGAGUCUAAGGUUCUAUCACAAGAUGAACUCCGGAAAAGGCUGUACCAGACAUUUAAGAAACGAGGCAUCCUGGACACACUCAAGACACAGCUGCGAAACCAACUCAUACAUGAAUUAAUGAAUCCAGCUUUAAGAGGAGAAAUUCAACCACAAGCCGUUUCUCAUGAGUGCAGUUCAUUGAUAAUUGGUGCUUCAAACAGUUUGGUGGCAGAUCACCUGCGUCGAUGUGGCUAUGAAUAUUCACUCUCUGUCUUCUAUCCAGAAAGUGGACUAGAAAUAGAUAAGGUGCUAACAAUGGAAGACCUGCUGCAAUUGAUCAGGAUCAAUCCAAAAACUGACCUCUAUAAAACGCUGGUUUCUGCUUCAAAAAAGGAUAAUACAAAAGGCUUUCUUAUACAGAUUUUGACAGAGUUGACAGAACAUAACUUAAAUAAGGAGAACUGUAGCAUAGGAACACAGACAAGUCCAUUGCCUGGGAAAGAAUCUCUUGCUGAAAAACUUCAACUAAUUGAUGAACAGUUUGCAGACCUGUAUCCUCAGCGCCAUAUAUCUGAAUCCUUACAAGUAAAACUUGCCGAAUACAGAAAAGAAAUAGAGCACCAGCAUCACACAGAAAUGGCUCAAAAGUUAGAGCACUUUAGACAGGUUGAAAUAGCCAAAAUUAAAAUGGAUGAGAGAGCGCGAUCUCAGAAAGAAAUUUCCGAACUUCGUCGAGAGUUUGAGAAGGAUCACCAGGCCAAGUCAGAGGCUCUGAGUUCUCGAGAGAGAAAUGCCAUUGAGAGACUUCAGAAACAGCAAGAGAUAGAUGCCAGAGAAAUUUAUCUGCAAAGGCAAAGCCUACUGAAAGAUAUCGAAACCAUUAGAACCCGAGAGGCAGAACUUAAGCAGAGAAUGGAGACUUUGGAGCUAACUCAAAAGCUCCAAGAAUCAAAAAAUAAAACUGUUGAAGAAGCGCUUCAUCGUCGUGAGAUGGCUGUGAAGAAUAUUGAGGAGACUUAUGAGCAGAAGCUCAAGAACGAUCUCCUCAAGUAUCAGCUUGAACUAAAAGAAGAAUACCUACAAAGAACCAAGAAGAUCGCUGAAGAUGAGAGAAAACAGAAGGACAAAGAAAUGCUUUUACAUGAAGAGACCAUUUCUCUUAAUUCCAAAAAGCAAGAAUUUCAGCAAGCCAUAUCACAUGUAAAAGAUCUUGAGCUGGAAUUGGAUUCAGUCAAGGCUAAACUGUUGUUACUAAGUAAACAAAAUCAGUUGCUGACGGGAAAACUGAAAGACUUCUCAGAUUAUCCCACAUUAAAAGAGGAGAAAAUGGAGUUUCAAGUGCAGAAUACACUACUUAAGCAGCAGUUGGAAGAGGCACACAAUGAAAACCUACAACUCAGAAACAAACUAAGUCAGCCAUCAUCUGAAUAUAUGAUCCUUCAGACAGAAUUAAAAAGGGUAGAACAUACUAGAAAACUUGAACAAGAGGAAUUUGAAACUCACAAGCAGCUCUUGGAAAAACAGUUACAAAACGAGGUUGAUCAUUGUUUACAAAUGAAGUCUCAGCUGUCAGAAUAUGAAAAUACUGUCAGGAAAUUAAAUGCUCAAAUGGAAGAUCUGAGGCUACAACUGAGGCAAACACAGACAGCACUAGAAAAUGAAGUGUACCGGAAUCCUAAGCCAUCCUUGAUCGAUCAUUCUGUCAUUGACUUGAUUGGAGAUAAGUUGGUUCCUCAUGACAUUUAUGUCGAUGGUACUCUCUUGAAAAUGCGGCCUUUGCCUGAUACUAUUGGAAUGGGAAAUGCUGUAAGCCCCAACCAUAACGAUCACAUCGAAAGAUCCAGUUCUUCAUUGGAUUCUGAUUUAGAAUUUGUAGCUAACACCAAAGCUAGGAUAAAGGAAUUGGAGAGAGAAGCUGAGCAUUUAGAAAAGGCCUACAGAAAUUACCAGCACAGAGCCAUUCAAAGCAGUGCUGGCCCAAUGAAGACCCCAUCCUGUUUGCCUUUGUCAAAUAAUUUUAUUGUGGCAUCUGGCCAAAAACCUUGGGUUGCACAGAGUAAUCUGUACCCCCAGGAAUUUCCUGUUCACUGUCAAAAAAGUGAAAGCUAUAAUUGGACACCAGGAAAUGGGGAUUGUCUGAAAGUUAAUUUGACCCCUCCACAAAAAAGAACAGUUGCUUCCAGACGUCUGUCUUCUACUCCUGUUUCCAAAGCAAAACGAAACAUUAGCAACAAGCUGUUUUCUGAAGGCCCCAGUGGCUCAUCCCUUGCUGCUCCCCUUCAGAAUGCUGAUCAGCCUCUCUCCCCCAUUCCAAGGACAGGCGACCGCUCAUCUCCUGAAUCUGCUUCUAAUAUGUCUGCUUCCUCUUCACCAGCCCACAGUGAGAAAAAAUUAAGUCUUCAUCAAGAACAAGGUGAAAAUCAAAAUUCCAACAACUCUGCAGUCCCUGAGAAUCUGUUGUAUGAUGAUCUUGAAAAUCAUGACUCUGAUAAUGAAGAUCAAGAGGACAUUCCAGAACAGCUCAAAAGCAAUGUGUCACAUCCUUCUGGGGACACUGUUAGUGGGAACCAUGUCCCAGCUAGUGUGCUAGCAACAGGCACUUCACAGCAGGAGGACAGAAGUGAAGCAAAGACAGAAGCCUUAGAGAAACAAAGGCAUCUUGAAGUUCAGCAAGAAGAAGCAGAGCAGGAGUGGGAAGAAAGGAGACACCAAGAAGAAAUAAGGCAGGCAGAGAGGCUGGAAGCUUUUGAAAAAGAUCAAGGGAAGCUAGAAAAACUGAGUGAAGAAAUGUGUGUUCAAGAAUCAAUGGAGAAAAAACCACAUGAAGAAGUAACCAUUUUGGAAACCAGUAUGCCACAAUAUGACAAGAAGAAUGGUGGAGAUAUUCCUAAUCCAUUGGAAAAAUACAUGAAAAUAAUACAGCAAAAUCGAGAGCAAGAGCUUGUAGACAAGAACUCUAAAGAAGAAGAAGCUGACAUACCAUCGGAGAGGCUUGCAGAUAGUGACAGGGAAAACAGCUUUAGUGUAGCAGGCACUCUUCAUGAAGAACCUGAUGAAGAUUUCUGGUGAAUAUCAGCUAUCUGAUUAAAAAAAAGUGGACCCACUCUGAAAGAGGAACAACUAUGUUGAAGAUACUGGUUUUUUCAGAACACUGAAAUAUUUCAAUCUGCAGAGUAAUGAAGAAAUAGUACAUUUGAAUACACCUUUAAUAUUGUAACUAAUGCUAAGAAAACCAUUCUGGGAUUAACAUUUCAAAGAACUGUACCUCAUCAGUUUAUUUCACCUGGUCUGUUAUAUAGGUGUGAGUGAAGAAGAAACUUUUUAAUUAUAUUUUUCUCUAGUUUUUUUAAUGAAGAAGUUUUAAUUGGGUCACUUUUCAAUGUAAAUCCACUUAAAUGAUAGAGAUACUGAUAUUCUUUCAAAAGCUGUUGCAGGGUUUAUAGAUGAUCAAAUAUUUUUUUUCACAGCUCUGGAAUGACAGUGAAAUUCACAAUGUUGAUUUGCUUCUUUAUGGGAAGUGAAUUUGUAGAGUUUUUAAAUAUUUGUGUAUUAACUAAUUAGACAUAUUUUUCUGUAAGAAUCAGCGUAUUUCAUACUGUCAUUUUACACAACCAAAUAUUUUCUAAUUUUCCCCUAUAAUGAGGACCGACUGUUGAAGUGCAUGUUGCUUAUACAGAUUAAUUCACACUGAGUAUUAUUCUUAAAAAUAUUUAUAGGAAGAAGACAGCACGUUUAAACUUAGAAAUGGCCAACUGUGGAAAAAUUUGCCCUUUCCUUAAAUGGAAAACCAGAAGGCAACUUUUCACGCUUCAACAAGAAAGUCUUUCUUGCAAACUUCUAUUGUGGAUGAAGUAGAGAGAAUUAACCGUGUACUGGAAGAUUGUCUGAACUGAUUAAAACUGAAUGAUUCAUAUUA